Messenger RNA from Lachancea mirantina, 1413 nucleotides. The record is from the annotation of a GenBank genome assembly. NCBI's taxonomy places the organism in Eukaryota, Fungi, Ascomycota, Saccharomycetes, Saccharomycetales, Saccharomycetaceae.
AUGGGUAAUGUUCCUGGGAAAUUAGACGAAGAGAAUGCAAUUCGGUCGGGCCGAUCUUACAGCACGUCGGACACUACACGGCGCAACAGCGCCAGUGUCGUGACUGGUAGAGCACAGAGAGCUUCUUCACUCGUAGGAACGAUUUUAAAUGGCCGAACGAGGUCAGAUUCUUUAAUGCAUGGGCAUUCCAGUAAUCCCUAUAAGCGGAAAUCGACGAAGGAGAAAGAACGACUGAAGGAGAAACAUGCGAAGGAACUAGUAGUUAAAUUUGACGAAUGUGUUGACGGUGGGUUUUUAGCACCGUUUGGUUGUUUCGGGCUUGAUAAACUCGAUUACGACGCAAGAGUCGUGAAAGGUCUUAUAGUGGACCGGAAACUUGCACCUUUCUAUCUGCCGCUGGACGACUUUGACCCAGAAUGGACAAGAAAGGAAGUUGUGAAGGUGGUGGACGCACUACCGCUACAUGCACCUUUCGAGGAAGACACCGAUGAGUACGAUGGAGUAGCGACGGGAAGUCUUGCGGACGACGAUUUUGACUCCUUGAUAGAUAAAACGCUUUCACGUCGCGAACAGCGCAAACACCGGCUCAAAAUCUUCAACGCCCGUUUAUACAAGAAGCGGAUCGCAUGGCAAGAAAAGGAGAACGAGCGAUACCUAGACAAGAAACUAGAGACGCGAAGUGGCGGCUCGCGAGCCGCUGGGCUUCUGAUGAGCGACGACCUGAAAGUUGCGCUUUACACCCACGGCACCGAAUGUCCCAUCUGUUUCUUGUAUUUCCCAGAACCGAUGAACAAGUCGCGCUGCUGUCUCCAGCCGAUUUGCUCGCAGUGUUUCGUUCAAAUCAAAAGAGCCCCUCCGCAUUUCCCACACGACGAAGAAGAUACGGACGUUCAGGAUGAGGAAAAGGACCCUAACCUUUUGGUCUCGGAGCCUGCCAGCUGUCCUUACUGUGCGACACCGGACUUCGGUGUUACGUACGAUGCUCCAGAAGAGAGAAGAGUAGGAGUGCUAGCGCCCUUACCGGGCACGUUUGUAUUGUCGGUUCCUAGUCGCUCUGAGCUUUUCAAAGAUACAAACAGUAUCGGACGACGCGGUUCGGUACCCGCUGACGAUCCAACUGUGGUGAAAUCAGAUACAAUUAGACCGGAUUGGCAGAUUGAAUUGAACAAAGAACGCAUGCGUCUAGCAAGAAGGUCUGCCAAUGCGACAGCAAUUCACGUCAGCAAUCAGUUAGUUGACCCUAGCCAUCAGAACGUUUCCACUCAUACUAGCACAUCAGUACCACGCUCGGAGUUCACCCCCACCUCGCUAUCGCCACGAGAUCUCGAACAACAGAUGAUCGACCAUGCCAUUAGGCUAAGUUUGGCAGAACAAAAAGACUCAAAGAGGUCCCGAAACUCAAAUCAUCGAUAG